AUGAAGCUCGCAUUUCCACCAGUAGCGCAUGGAGCUACUCGGAGAGGGUUAGGAGUAUCAUUAUGCAAUAAGAACUAUACAACCCGAUCCCUAGGGACGGCCCUCACCCUCCGAAGCUCUCCGCUUGUACCAUAUCACCAACACCGAUCACGUUCACAAUGCGCCAAACGACACAACAGCGAUGCCGCAGCACCUUUGACAAAGAACCCCAAUACAAAUACAAAUGGAAAUCAAACACACACGCCCAUCUCUAUAUCCGACCAAGUCCGCCUCCUCAUGCGACGAGUCCCUUACCCAGUCGCAAUCAUAACAGCAACCGACCCCUCUGGCCCGGCCGAUACAUCUUCCUUCCGCGGAAUGACAGUCUCGUCAUUUAGCACCGUAACUCUUACACCGCACCCCGUCAUCUCAUUUAAUGUGCGCCGGCCAUCAGAGACGCUAAACGCAUUGCUUGCUUCGGGCCGGUUCCUGGUUCACCUGCUAGCACCAGGUCCCGCGACAGCGACACUAGCGAGGGAUUUCUCUAGGGGGAAUAAUACGCUGGCAGCUAUGUUGAGUGGGCAUGGGGAGUUUGAGUUUGCUGCUUUGGAUGUUGGGGCUGAGGGGCAUCAGAGACCACUUCCCAUUCUGAGGCGGAGGGGCGAGGGUUUAACACCGGAGCAGAAGGGUGCUGACUUCCCUUUUGUCUUUGAGUGUGAGCUUCAUCCUAGUAAGAUUGAGGUCCACGACCACUCUAUUGUGCUAGGUACUGUUGUGAGGACGAUUGGGGGUUCUGAAUUUGUUUCCUCAGACUUGGAUGAACAUUCGCCUGGGCGGCUUUGUUUGACAUAUGCCAAUACCAAAUUUUGGAAGAUGGGGGAGGAGUUUUGA
Molecule: messenger RNA, 870 nt
Organism: Penicillium antarcticum
Lineage: Eukaryota; Fungi; Ascomycota; Eurotiomycetes; Eurotiales; Aspergillaceae
Product: flavin reductase family protein
Exons: 2
Coding region: 1-870 (289 amino acids)
Molecular function (GO): riboflavin reductase (NADPH) activity; FMN binding
Source: RefSeq, a predicted model, not a curated record